Molecule: messenger RNA, 12423 nt
Organism: Podarcis lilfordi (Lilford's wall lizard)
Lineage: Eukaryota; Metazoa; Chordata; Lepidosauria; Squamata; Lacertidae
Source: the annotation of a GenBank genome assembly
AUGUCCUUCUGCGUCUUUAGAGGAGGCGAGAUCUAUCAGGACCACUUCGAACCCGGUAAGGAGAAAUCAUCCCACGGGGAAGGAUCGAAUCCACCCUGCGCGGGGCUGGAUCUAGCCCGCAGAACCUCCACCCCACUCACUACCCGCGGCAGGCGCCGGCAAGCGGGGAACUGAUUUCCCCUCCACAUCCCGUGGGUGGAUGGAUCGGGAGGAUCCACGAUGUGGGCCACCCGGCGCGGGGAUUGCAAUCUCGGGGGUAGCGGCGCAGUCAAUAAAACUCUGGUCAUGGUCGUCUUCUUACAUCAGUCUUCGCCAACCUUGUGCCUUCCAGAUACGGUUGGACUACAACUCCCAUCAGCCCCCGGAGGGCACCAGGUUGGAGACGCCUGUCUCAAAGGGACACCCCCAUCCUUCAGUUGUGUUUUUGUUUGGUCACAUAUUCAUAGAACAUCUGGGUGGGACAACUAACUUGGAGAAAGCUGGUUGCCCCCAUGAUUUAUAGGGUAGAUUGUUGGGGGCACAGACUCAGCUGGCCCCCAAUACUGUACAAAGAAAAAUGUUUGUAUAAGCACGAAGAACCUUAAGCGCCCUCCCUGUUAUUUAUGGAGAUUUAUACUCCCAGAAAGUAGAUAGAAGGCACAGCAUCAGAGUGAGAAAAGGGACUGUUUUUGUUGUUGUUAAAAUUUAUAUACAGUACCAUCCUUCAUCCAAAGAUAUCAGGGUGGUUUAGAAAAUAAACAGUACUUGGUACCUGUUGGGGUUAUGAUGGGGCUAAUCAAUUAAUUCUAUUGUCUUAAAAUUAUUUAUAAGAUUUCUUACUAACCUUUCCCAAUAAGGUCCCAGGGUGGUUUAAAAGAAUAAAAUAUACAGUUAUAAAAACAGAUGAUAACAUUAUGAGGAUAAUAUGAAAUGAGUGACAGUGUGGUUAGAGUGUCCGGCUAAGACCCGGGAGACCAGGGUUCGAAUCCCCACUCUGCCGUGAAGCUCACUAUGUGUGAUCUUGGCCAGUCACGGCUUCUCAGCCUAACCUACCUCACAGGGUUAUUGUGAGGAUUAAAUGAGGACAGGGAGAACCAUGUACACCACUUUGGAGCUCCCUGGAGAAAAAGGUGGGAUAUAAAUGCAAAUAAAUAAAUGAAUGAAAAUAAAACAAAUAAAACCGUUCCAAAUGGAACGGUAGUGCGUAAAUUGUGCAAAAAGGGUGAGUUUCUUAAAAUAGAAGCCCUUAGCUGUCAAAGGCUGAGGCAAAAAGAGGUGUAUGUUCUGCGUAUGGCGAAAGUCAUACGAUUAAGGUUCUUAGAUAUACCUCUGUAGGGAGAGAGUCCCACAAAUUGGGGGCUGCUACCACAGAGAAAAUUGUCUCUAGGACCGCCAUUGCAGCAAACACUUUUACCGUUUUUCAAGGUCACAUUUUGCUUCCCCAUUCCCUUUCAAAAAUAAAACUAGCACGGUGAUGAAACUUAUUGCUGUGGUUUCAAAAGCAUCCUGUGGAAGGAAUUAAUUUCUCCUCCAUUACCCAAUGCAAUUGUGUCAGGUGGAUCACACAAGCCAGCCGACAGAAGUUUACUGGCCCAUGAAAAUAAUAAUUAGCUGUCUCACAAUUUAGGGACCCUUCCGGACUGGUGUUUUAUGGUCGGUGUUUUGUGUGACAUGUAAUGGACACGAUAAUCCUGCAUUAGUGGUAGGUUUAUUCUGCUCGAUUGGCUGUUCUGCAAGGCUUCCCUUUUGCGAUUGCAUUAUUGUCAUCUAUUGUCACUACAGUACGGUGCAGCAAAAAUAGGAAACUUAUGGAAAUGUUCAGAAAAGGGCAACCAAAAUGAUCAAGGGGACAGAGCAACUCUCUAAUGAGGAAAAGUUGCAGCAUUUUGGGCUUUUUAGUUUGGAGAAAAAGUGAGUAAGAGGUGCAUGAUAGGGAGUUUAUAAAAUUAUGCAAGGCACAGAGAAAGCAAAAGUCUAGAAAUUGUGGAUAUCCAAUGAAAGUGGAUGUUGGAAGAUUCAGGAUGGAGAAAAGGAAGUCCUUAUUUACAACAGCAUAUAUUUAAACUACGGAACUUGCUUUCAAAGAGGAUUGGAGAAAUUCAUGGAGGAGAGGGCUAUCAGUGGCUACUAACCAUGGUGGCUAUGCUCUGCCUCCACAAUCAGAGACAGUAUACAGUGGUGCCUCGCAAGACGAAAUUAAUCCGUUCCGCAAGUCUCUUCGUCUUGCGGUUUUUUCGUCUUGCGAAGCACGGCUAUUAGCGGCUAUUAGUGGCUUAGCGGCUUCGCGGCUAUUAACGGCUUAGCGGCUUUAAGAAAAAGGAAACAAACUCGCAAGAACUCGCAAGACGUUUUGUCUUGCGAAGCAAGCCCAUAGGGAAAUUCGUCUUGCGGAACGACUCAAAAAACGGAAAACUCUUUCGUCUAGCGAGUUUUUCGUCUUGUGAGGCAUUCGUCUUGCGGGGCACCACUGUACUUUGGAAUCUCAGUUGCUGGAAACCCCAGGAGGGCAAAGGGCUCUUGUGCUCAGAUUCUGUUUGAGGGUUUCCCCACAGGCAUGUGGUUGGCCACUGUGAGAACAGGAUGCUGGACCAUUGGCCUCAUCCAUCAAACUCUUCUUGUGUUCUAAGCAAUUCUCACUUGCUCCAGGCCUGUAGGUGAGCGGCUAUUUGCAAGCCUAAUAGAAUCACAUCUUGCCACCCUUCCAGUGCCUGCUGAGUUGUGAAAGAGGUUUAUUCAGUGUCAGCAGUUGUAAAGAUGGAAUUGGCACAGAAGUGGAUAAUGUCUAUUCAUUAAUACAGAGAAUAGUACAAUACAGUAAAAAUAAAAUAAAAAAUAAUUGGUUUAGCUGUAAGCCAUGACAAAAUAUUAAAAGGCAUUCAGAGUUGAGGCACAAAUUGGGCUCAAUUUCCUGGCUCCAGUUAGGAGACGUGCAGUGUAACAUAAUUUUCCUUGUCUAACAGCCAAAAGCACACAAAUGCACUGGUGUCAUAAAAUGCCUCUGGUGGUUAUGCUCAGCCAUAUAUCUUCCACGGGGAUCUUUACGAUACAGGACACUGGGUAAGGUAGUGAACAAUGUCAUGUUAUAGCCAUUUUACAAAACAUACAGAAAAGCUGUUUCAAAGGUAAUUUCUUACACCAGCCAUCUGGAAAAGACAGAGGCCAUAACAUUAAGUCUUAAUUCUGGAAAAGCAAUUCUCUGUGGAGCUCUGGUAAUUACCUCUGAUGCAUUAUGAUGAACACAGAGAAUUGGGGUUGAGGUAACUCCUAGGGAUGCAGGAAGCGGCCUUACACUUAGACAGACACAGUGGUCCUUCCAGCACAGUACCGUUGACACUUACUGAAAGUGGCUCUCCUUUUAGGCAGGGGACAUUCCCAGUUCUACCUGCAAGUGCCAUUGAGGAUUGAACCUGGGACCACUCAGCUAUUGCCCUUCCCACAGGUUUGAUUGCCUAUGAAGGCAGCAUUGAGGGGAGAAAGCAUCUCUGCCCCAUAAGUGACCGAUACCCCGAUCCUAUUUCAAGCAGGAGGGGAAGGGGUUUGGCAUGGAGAGAUGCUUGCAUAGUUUGGACUGGAUGCUGCAUUGAGAUGAGCUUCUGUAAGCACUCUUGCUUUGAGUCAACUUGGGUAUGGCUUUGUUCAGCAGAUAAAUCACGGCCAGUUUGAAUGUAUAUCUUCCUCAUUCCCUUCUUCUUCCUGCUCCCAUCUUUGUGCACAGGUAUAUAUGCUUGCUCCAAAUGUGGCUACGAGCUGUUCUCGAGCAGGUCCAAGUAUGCUCACUCAUCUCCAUGGCCGGCUUUCACCGAAACUCUCCACGAAGAUAGCAUCUCCAAGUACUUAGAACGGCCAGGAGCCUUCAAGGUGAGUACUGAGGAACUGUUGCUGGGUUGAAAUGGAGCCCAAGGUGAGCAAAGGGUCCAGCCCUUCAAUCUGCUUUCAGUGCUUAAGAGAGGAGUAUUCCUCAACGUCUUCCAGAGAAUUCAGCCAACAUUGUUGUCAGUGCAUUGUGUUCUAGUAGGUUUAGUUUGUCCUGCCAUCCUCUUUUAUACCUGAUCUAUGGCACUGCCUCCACCAAACCCCCCACCCCACUCCCAAACCAAAAAUAUCAGUUGCAGCAACAGGCUGUCCAAAGUGACCUGGCAAAGCACUGUUGCGGCAUUGAGGGGCUACUGUGCAUCUAAUUAGAAGUUUCCUUGCAGCAGCUAUUUUGCAGUUUUAAAAACAACCACAUUUUAAAAGCAAACAGGAACUGAUUGGUUAAGAAGCUAUUCAUGAGGGAUACUAUGUAGCACUACCCAGAAAGGUGUUAGGGGCAGAAGACACCGAGAAAGCUUCUAAUUAAAGUUGUAAGGGGGCUGUGCUGAGAGAGACUUCUUAGUGAAUGUUAGAGAAGGGUCUUCACUAUGGGGAUGGUCAGUGCUAGUUAAAUAAUGUGCUCUGUUAAGUCACAUGUGUGAACACCAUUUUAAUUCUGCUUUCAACCAGCUGUGGAAAAGCAGUGCUAAGACUCUAGUGUGCAAGCAGCCAUGUACAGGGGAGUGUUGAGGGCUCUGGAGUUUUGUCUCUCUAUUCCCUUUGCUUCAUAUGCUUCCCUUCUAGGUCUCAUGCGGCAAGUGCGGCAACGGUCUGGGCCACGAGUUCAUCGACGACGGCCCCAAAAGGGGUCAGUCUCGCUUCUGAAUAUUUAGCAGCUCUCUCAAGUUCAUCCCUAAAGGUGAGCUUAAUUAACUGUGCAUCUAUUUGCAACUUUGCCCAUUGACAAAAAGCCCUUUUGAAAUGGCAGCUGUUGGAUCCGCAUUUCUCUUUCUGUGUUUUCUAGACAAGAAGGACAAGGACCUGAGGGAGUAAAUAGGCUGGAACACCCAGCCAAUCAGAUGCUGCUUCUAGCUGACCAAUCCAACUCCACACCAACCAUCUAGGAGCUGUUGAGCACAACCCUUCUCUGUUGGCUGGGAAUCUUUUACCUUUGGUCUGGCAGGAUGGACGCUGGCAAAUACGAAGAGAGAAAUGAAGACUCUUUUCUUCUGGCUUUCAUUUCUGAUUGAUACUCCCUGCAUUUGCUACCUCCUGCUUUGAGGUCUUCCAUUUCAACCUGUAUCUUAGAUUGAGUCUAGUUUGGAAUGUUCUUCCCAUCACCCAGAUGCUUUUCUUCUCCUCUUCUUCUUCUUUUUUCUCAGGUGUGACCACCUUGCACCUGUGACCCCCUACCAAAGUCUGGGUUUUUCCUCCACUCAAGAGCAGAGUGCUUGUCUGGCUCUGGAAUGAGUUGCCCCAGAAGAUGGUGUGAUUCUGAGCAGGACUCUAAUCAUAUCAAUCCAGAUUCACUCUGCCCAAACUAGCGUUGGAUCCAAGGUGCAUUUCAGAUGCUACAAACCCCAGGGUAGCUAUGACCCCCCUUAAAAAAACCAAACCAUUUUGAGAUAGGAGUAAAGAGUGGUGGUAGAAGCCUCCAUUCCCCCCAAGCAGCCUGCUGGCAAAUUCUGUUGCCACAGCUGCUGUUUUGACUUCACUGCAGGGGCUUCUAGAAGCCCAGGUUUGGCUUACUGGCCUCCAGUUCCUAACCCCUCUUACAGGCUGUUGUGAAUGUUAAGUUGUAACAGCUCAUAGCCAGGGCUCCAAAAGGCCUUACAAAGCCCUAUUUGGCCUAGCUGCGACUUUACCUGCCUCACACCUGACGUGGUAUAUGGCGCCAAGUGUUGGGCAAGUAAACAUCCUUUGGCCAAACUGACCUGGUAGAGGAAAUGGGGAGGCCUGAGCUUCCCCACCCUUAAUGUAAACAGUUAUCCAACAGCCCAGGAUCUUUUGAAACAGCAACUACAGUUCAGUAGCUGUGUUCUCCAGUAUGAAAGCCUUCUUCAACCUUGGGUCCUCAGCUGCAGCAGCACUACAACUCCCAUCAUUGACUAUUUGUUAAGGUGGCUGGGAAUGAUGAGAGUUGUAGUCCAACACUACCUCAGAAUCCAAGGUUGGAGAAUUCGGAACUAGGACAUGGUCUCCUGGAGCAAACCUUUCAGCAUCACAGUGCUGCUUGGUUUAUGCCCCAUGGAACUGCUAGGGUUGCUUCCGUGAUUGGGUCACUGCGACUACAUCCUCAGAAAUGUCCUCACACUGUUGUGUGUCCAUUCUUGCCCUUCCCUUGGAUCAAACUCUACCAUUUCCUGGCCUCUUCAGAAGAAAGUCUUUGUGGCAUCUGAAACCAGAGCCUAGCUUUGGGUUGUGCCCUGCCCCACAUUGCCUUGGGGCAUUUUCUGGUGUGGUGUCAUUAUAUGAAUUGCCCCAUGUAAACCCGUCUUGGAGAGCAGGGGUGAGGACAGUUUUUCUGAGCUACCCAGAAAAUGCUCCAGGUAAUUAAUAUUGGAUUCCCAAUAUUUCCUCCCCAGGCAGGGUCCUUGUGCUUUUAAUGCUGCCAUUAAACUCAACCCCCCCACCCCAGUUAUUUUCAUGGCCACAAAAGUUUCGCCUGCUAAAUUUACCUCUUUGCAGUCACUGUUAAAGCAGGUGAGGGGAACGUGGUCCUCAGGAUUUGCUGGGAAUCAGCCCCAGCCAGCAUGGCAGUGGUCAGGGAAAAUGAGAGCAACAUCGGGAGGGCCACAGUGUUCUCACCCCUGUGCUAAAGGCACAAGAGCUCUCUCAGGAAACAGAAGCUGGCAACCUAGUUGUCCUAUAAUUUUUGCAUAUAAUAGAAGUGAUUCUCUCUAGCAGAGAAAUAGAUCAAUUGAGCAUCAUUCUGACACCAGUUUGCAUCUUUGCUGUUGCGCUAAGAUUUUGUAUGUUUGUUAUAAGCAAAGGCCACAGAAGGGCUAAGGAGUCAUAUUUCCGAGUGCUUCAUUUUUGAAGUGAUGGAUGGAUUUGUCCAAAUUUUUGGUGGUGCAGUCUAAAUGCAAGAGGUAAUCUGCAGUCCCUGAACUGCAUUUCAGGUGAGACCUAAGAACCUCCAGUUUGGAAAUACGAAGCUAAUACGUUCCUUGCUCUUUUGAAGCCCUUGUUUGUUGUAAACGUACAAACAAAUUUUAUGCCUUGACAUCUGAAUUUCUCUGGGUGCUCCAGAAGUCAGAAUGAAGCCUCUUGCCUAACACUGCAUAUCACUCAGGCUUUAGAAACAAACAUUAGAAACCGAGAUUACCUCUCAGUGCUCAAAGGGCUAAUGCAUAAGAUUCAUCUGAAUCGGCACAUUUCCUUCUUCCUCUUUGCCUUGUAUCACAAGAACAAGCUUCCUUCCUGCACUGGGAAGGAGGACUUGCAAAACUUGCACCUCUUUGAUUGGCUAUUCAGCUGGAAACAGAAACUAUGAAUGUCCAUCCAAGGCAAGGAUGGAGGACCUGUGGCCCUCCUGAAGCUGCUGGGUUCCAGCUCCCAUCAUCCCCAGCCAGCAUAGUGAAUGGUCAGUGAUGGUAGAAGCUGAAGUUCAGCAGUAUUUGGAGGGCCACUCCUUCCUCACCCCUGACUUCAGACCACAUCUACAGACUUAGGUUAGAGUCGGACAAAGAGGAUUUUUAAAAAAGAGCUCAAAGUGAGUAAAUGAGAGUGUAGACCAGUGCUUCCCAAACUUGGGUCUCCAGAUGUUUUUGGACUACAGUUCCCAUCAUGCCUAACCACUGGUCCUGCUAUCUGAUGGGAGUUGUAGUCCAAAAACAGCUGGAGAAAUCCCAGUGUUUGCUUUAGGGAAACAGUGACAGUAGAGUUUAGAUGGUAUAUGGUGCCAUUUGUAUCAGUAUCAGUUGGUUUCUGCUUAAUCUUCUGUUGUUAACAUGAAUAGGGUCUUGUGCUGCUGCUGGACAUGCAGUUCAAGCAGGAUGGCACUCAUCCAUAUUUGCACUGGUUGCUUGGCCUAAUGAUGGUUCCAUGCUUGCCUACAUCCAAAGCUGAGAACUUCAGAACAGGUGGUCCAUUGUGUCUUGAUGUAGCAUAACAGGGGGUCUGCUUUAUGAGGCGAUCUGUCGAGCAAAUGGUCAAGGAGCGUGACAAUUCGCCACCUGGAUGUACCCUUAGAACCAUUUUGCACACUCCACAGUGGAGAAGCUUUUCCUGGUUUCUGAAACGGCGUAAGAGGUUUAUGGAGGAAAGUGGCAAAGGUUGUUUUAGCUGAGGCAAAAGUGGGCUGAAUGUACAUACUGUGAACAAUGACCUCUCACGCCUCAAGUAUCUCCGCACAGCAGUUUGGAACGCACACAUGUUUUGCAAGGUACCAACACAAGCUCAUUAAAAUGCAUCUCAUAUCCCCCCCCCAUUCAAUCCAGAUUUACUCUUUCUGUGGAAAAUCCUCUAAGUAAAAAAAACAAGCGGUACAACAGAAACAGUAAAAUUGUUGGGGGGGAAUUAAGGGAUAGCAUUUUGAUGACAAUGAGUCUGUGUGGACACUGCAUUCAGCUUGCAGGUGUGAUCAGCACAAAGAUCACAAUCACCUGCUGUUUAUUGGAAGUGUUCCUCAACUCUCUGAAAAGAACCACCUGAUGUCUGCCUUCAGCCUGGUCUUAUGAGCCUCAGGUACAGAAUCACACCCUGUAUGUUUUCAAGACGGUUAUGCAAGCUGCACUGUAGAAGUGAAGCUUUCCACUUCAGUGGUAUCAAAAUCAAAGUCCAAGAAGACAAAGUUUCAUGCGGAGCCCCGUGAAUAUUUGCAGGGAAUGACCUCACGCACACUCAUACUCAAAAGUAGCAGUAUUAUUGGGUAAUCUGCCCUCUGAGAGCACUUGAUCAACUCUUCUGUGCCUGUUUUGCCUCCCCUGGGAGACACAAGAGGGUGUAUUAGUGAUUUUUUAAAAAUCAACUCUGAAUGUAAUGUUCCAGCUUAGCAACUUGGCUAUGCUGCUGUUCACCUGUAUAAAUAUGGAUUAGAUGAUAAUAAAAAUAUUUUUCUUGGAGACAAGAAUGUGUUUUGUUCAAUUUUGUGUUAUAAGUGAAAUUUGCUUAACUAGUUGAAAGGCUGUGGCAGACUGGGAAAGGCUUGCCACACCUUGUAUUGGAGCAAAAGAGAGUCUGGGUCACUUGAGGGGUAGGGGAUCUGUUGGAUUCUCUCUCUCUCUCUCUCUCUCUCUCUCUCUGUAUGUGUGUGUGUGUGUAAGAUUCAUUCAUUCCAGAAACAGAAGAAGAAUCAAGAAGAUUCAAGAAGUGGCAGAAAGCUUAGAUUGUUUUGACUAUGCAGAAUAUGCAAUGAUACUUUCUGUGGGAACUGCUCUUUGGACAUUUGCAGUUUCUACAGGAAGAAGACUGCUUAACAGCAUUCCGUGUAACUUGUUUUUUCUCUUGCUUGUGACCUGCUGCAGAAAGAGAGGCUUGAACUCUUGUUGGACUCUUAAGUAUGCCUUUCCACAGCUUGUGGAAUUUGCUACCAGUUAUGCUUUUAUAACCUGUCCAAGUAAAACUCUACACUUGAUUGAAUAUUUUAUGGCGUUCAUGAGUGUUUAUUGUUUUGUGUGUGUAACUUCUGAUAAUGUUUUACUGACUGCAUUUCCUGGUCAGUCUGGACCAUUCUUUUGAGAUGGUAAAUACCUUAGUUCCUGAAUCCAGGUCAGAGGCCCACCCAAUUCACACAUAAGACAUGCCCUUAAGACAGGAUUUGCAAGUGAAAAGAAUGACUGGGAAAGGUUUUUCCAAGGUAUUUCCUUCUGCAGAGGAAAUAUUUGGGGUCAUUAAGAUGGCUUCAGGAUUGCUCUCCUCUACUGUUUCAGACAUGUGGUUUAUGCACUUGUGUUUUGUGUUUACCUUCUGCACUUAUGAACGUUCAUUUUAUUCAUGAUGCCUUAGAAUUCUUAUAACAAUUGGAAAUGAAAUUGUCAAUGAGGCAACUGAGGAAUUUGUUGGACCUUACAUUCUUGGCAGUGUUUUAGUUCCAACAGAUAUCAGAGUACUGUAGUGAAGUUUCCCAUGACUACUAUAGUGCUCCUUUUUGAAUGUUUGGUAAUCCAUAUACUGUCAAUCUGCCUUCAGUGCUCCAAAUCAUGGACCACUUCACAGGUACAAACUAAAACAUGGUAAAAACUGUAAUGUUUCUGUAUCUGACAACAGACAUCAAUAAUGAGUAGCUUUAUAAAACAGGCUUCAUUCAUAGGAAUCUCUUCUAGAACUGAAACUCAAGGCCUAAAAAACUACCAGGUCAUGUAACUCCAAGAGCAGUCCUCAAAUAUACAAAUCUUUAACAUUAAGGGAGUGUCAGCAAAUUACAGGCUCAAUCAUUACACUGUCUCUACAGGUACAUGUUAAGUGAGUGUACACCAGUUGGUUUUUACAGCUCAGUUUUGUAUACGCAUGACAUAUCUAAUCUAACGGCUGCUGCUUUUCUCCCGUCUGCAACUAGAGAUGCUGCACUUAGAGGACAAUCACAGCAUCACUGAGCUGAAAGGGACCCCAAGGGUCAUCUAGGCCAGCCCCCUGCAAUGCAGCAAUCACAGUUCAAGAAUCCUUAACAGACGGUCAUCCAGCCUCUGUUUAAAAACCUCCAAAGGAGAGUCCACCAUCUUCUGAGAGAGUCUGUUCUACUGUCAAACAGCUCUUCCCAUCAGAAAGGUAUUCCUAAUCCUAUACAUUGAAUUGGAUUUACCUGUGUGUAAGCCCCACUGAAUGCAAAGAAGCUUACUACUGAGUAGACAUGUAUAGCCUUACACUGUAAGAUAUUUACUCUCAGUUAAAAAUUAAUGCCACCACUGGCCAGAAUUCUUUAUGGGCCCCAACAAACUUAACUAAAAAAACUAUCUCCCCUCCUCUCCACGCCCCCGAUCUGUGUGCGUUUAGAAAAAAAGGCAAGAAAUCCUCUUUUGGCAGCAGCCUUUUUUUUUGCUUACGAGUGCCCUCCUCGGCCGCCCAACCCACAGACUGCUGAGCUAAAAUUCUCGACGCCCGCAUCUAUUUCCAAAGGCAACUCCGCCUUUUGCCAAUCUCCGACCCUUUGCCCCGCCGCGUCCAGGGAUUCCUAAAACACACCCGGAAACACCCUCUCCAAGUGGCGAGAUGUGCCGCUCUACCAUUCUUAUCUCUGUGUGUCUUUCCCAGGCUUAAAUCCUGGAGACGGAGAUUGUCGCUGGGUGGGCCGGAAGUGACGCCAAUUGAAAAGCUGGGCGCGGGAAUCGAAGCGGGCGGAGGCGGCUGCAGGUGGGCGAGAGCGAGGCUUGUUGCGGUGUGUUUGUGGCUUGUUUUGUCUUGCAGUUCUAGCCCGGCGGUGGUUUUGGGAUGUGCAGAAAGAGUGGGGGCGGGGGGGGGAACAAUAGGAAGGAAUGAGCUAAUGGGAGGGGGCUGAAGACUCACCCAGUUUGCGGAAUAGCAGCGAAAUGUGGUGUGCGUGUGUUUGAUGAGACUGAAUUGCUUUGCGGGGGUUUGGGGUGCUGCCAAGUCAGAGUUUGAGGCACAAGGUGAGGGGAAAGAAGGUUGGGGGCAUGACUAGGUGGGGGCUUUAGUCGGGUGGUGAUUGAGGCGCGAAAACAAACUGCUGGGGUGAAGGGUUGGGGGCAGUUGCAUCAUGGCAAAGUUGGGGGGGGGGCGCCAGUGUAAAGUUUGGCGUCACUUUAAUUCUUGGUGAAGUCAGCAACGCUUGUAAUGUACUAAAAACUAAGGUAAAAAUGGGUUAUUUAAGAAAAAUAGAGAAAAUAUGUGACGCAGUUGAAAAAGAUUGAAAAUGGUAACCAUGCAAGGGUGGAGGGGACUCUAAGAAUUCAGGGAAUCCUAAGUAUAUAAUAAUAAUAAUGAAUAAAAUAAAUUUAUUACAGUCAUACCUCGGGUUGAAGUGGCUUCAGGUUGAGCGUUUUUGGGUUGUGGUCUGCGGCGACCCGGAAGUAAUGGAACUUGUUACUUCCAGGUUUUGCCGCAUGUGCAGACGCUCAAAAUGAUGUCACGCGUGUGUGCAGAAGCGGCGAAUCGCGAUCCGUGCAGACGCGGGUUGCGUUCUGCUCUGGGUGUGAACGGGGCUCUGAAACGGAUCCCGUUCGCAUCCAGAGAUACCACUGUAUUUAUACACCGCCCAUCUGGCUGGGUUUCCCCAGCCCAGCCACUCUGGGUGGCUUCCAGCAAAAUAUUAAAACACAAUAAUUCAUAAAAUACAAUAAUAAAUGAUGGUGAUGAUCUUUAAUGUUUGAAUUUAAAUGUGCAAUGUAAAACUCAAUAAAAAAGAUUAUUAAAAAAAUGUUGGUGAAGUCAUGUCUUCCCUGAGUUUCCAUUUCCCCCCAUGCAUGUUAGGAACAUAGGAAGUGCACUGCCUUAUUUGUCCAUCUAGCUCAAUAUUGUCUACACUGACUAGCGAUGGCUCUCCAGGGUUUAGGCAGGAGUCCCGUCCCCCCAACCCUGCCUGGUGAUGCAAAGGACUGAACAUGGAACUUUCUGCAUGCAAAGCAGAUGUGCUACUGCUGAGUUAGAGCACAUGAUGAUUGAAGCUGGUUAAAAAUGGGCAGGUCGUUUUCAUCGUAGAGGCAUCAAUGGCAAAUGCCCUCUCCUCCCCCCCCUUUUCCUCUUUCUAGCCUUUGA